Messenger RNA from Sorex araneus (European shrew), 2869 nucleotides. RefSeq names its product HEXIM P-TEFb complex subunit 1 (gene HEXIM1). Bases 791 to 1834 code for a protein of 347 amino acids. Gene Ontology annotation, biological process: negative regulation of transcription by RNA polymerase II; negative regulation of cyclin-dependent protein serine/threonine kinase activity. Gene Ontology annotation, cellular component: nucleoplasm; cytoplasm; nucleus. The record is from RefSeq and is a predicted model, not a curated record. The transcript has a single exon. Gene Ontology annotation, molecular function: 7SK snRNA binding; cyclin-dependent protein serine/threonine kinase inhibitor activity. NCBI's taxonomy places the organism in Eukaryota, Metazoa, Chordata, Mammalia, Eulipotyphla, Soricidae.
ACACGGCGUCGCGCAUGCGCCGGGGCGGGGCGGGGCGUCUUCCCUAUAAAAGGGGCGCCGAGGGCUGGGAGGCAGCAGUUGGAAGUUGGCAGGUGGAGCGGCAGGUUGGGAAGGGAAGCCGGGGAGGAGGCGGAAGAGGCGCCGGCGGCGAGGGGAGGAGGGAGGGAGGCAGGAGGAGGCGGAGGAGCGCGGAGCUGAGCAGAGCAUCGAGCCAGAGGGGAGAUGAGUUUGUCUAUCCUCGGCUGAGGCUCCGGCCGGGCCUAGGGAACUGGGAGCUCGGGCUGGAGCGACACCCGUGGAAGUGGGAGGCGGCGGCUUUGGGACUUUAACCCCUUGUGGGCUCUGCGGUAGGGGAUUUAACCCUUUGUGGGCUUGGCCCCUCGUAGGCAGCGUCAUCGGGUAGUUUUAACCCCUUCGGGGCUGGGUUUAACCCCUUGGACUGAACCACCGCACCUCCUUGCCCACCUGCUCCUCGGACGCGGGGGCGCUCUGCAGGGAGACCCGAGGCCCACUUCCUUCGCCUCUUCCUACCGCUCCUGCUGCUGCACCCGGGGGACCCGCUAGCUGGCCGUGCCGUGGGUGCUUUAACCCUUUAGUGACUUGCGCUCCAAGUUGCCGCCGGAGUUUGCGGACGGGACUGGCUGGCUGAGAGGGCGUCGCUGCAGGAAUCACAGACCGGAGAAGGACACUGCUGGGGGCAAUUUGUACAAGAAAAGAAAUCCUUUUUAUCCCCGCUUAAGGACUUGCAGCCAAAAUUUCUCAAACUUCGGGACAAGGAAUUCCGUGAGCCAUGGCCGAGCCGCUCCUUCCAGAACAUCAGCCCCAGCCUCAGGCUAGCAACUGCACAGGUGCUGCCGUGCCCGCCGAGCCGAAGGCCGAGCGCCCCCCCGGCGCGGAGGAGCGGGCGCCCGACGAGGACAGUAGGUGGCAAUCGAGAGCGGCCCCCCAGCCCGGCGGUCCCCCGGGGCCGGAAGGCGAGGGGAGCAAAGGGCCCGCGAUGCUGCCCCUGCAGGGCCAGCCGUGCCUGGAAGCGGGCGAGAGGAGCCAGAACGGGGAGCGCGGCCCCUCUCCGGCCGCGGCGGUUGGGGAGCCGAGCCCCGAGGCGCAGCCCCCGGCCCCGCCGUGCCAGGACUCCGACGCCAGCAAGCUGGGGGCGCCCGCCGCGGGGGGCGAGGCGUGGGGCCAGCAGCUGAGACAGCUGGGCAAGAAGAAACACCGGAGACGCCCCUCCAAGAAGAAGCGGCACUGGAAGCCCUACUACAAGCUGACCUGGGAGGAGAAGAAAAAGUUCGACGAGAAGCAGAGCCUGCGAGCCUCGAGGAUGCGAGCCGAGAUGUUCGCCAAGGGCCAGCCGGUCGCGCCCUACAACACCACGCAGUUCCUCAUGGAUGACCACGACCAGGAGGAGCCCGACCUCAAGACCGGCCUUUACCCGAAGCGGGCCGCCGCCAAGUCCGACGACACCAGCGACGAGGACUUCAUGGAGGAGGCGGGUGAGGAGGACGGGGGCAGCGACGGGAUGGGGGGCGACGGCAGCGAGUUCUUGCAGCGGGACUUCUCGGAGACGUACGAGCGGUACCACGCGGAGAGCCUGCAGAACAUGAGCAAGCAGGAGCUCAUCAAGGAGUACCUGGAGCUGGAGAAGUGCCUCUCGCGCAUGGAGGACGAGAACAACCGGCUGCGGCUGGAGAGCAAGCGGCCGGGCGAGGACGCGCGCGUGCGGGAGCUGGAGCUGGAGCUGGAGCGGCUGCGCGCCGAGAACCUCCAGCUGCUCGCCGAGAACCAGCUGCACCGGCAGCAGGAGCGGGCGCCGCUGUCCAAGUUCGGAGACUAGAGGAAAACUUUGGGGGGCGGGGGCAAAGGGGACUUUUUACAGUGAUGGAAUGUAACAUUAUAUACUUGUGUAUAUAAGACAGUGAACCUUUUUAUGACAUAAUCAGAAGAGAAAAAUCCCCCCCACGGCUUCGGUUGGUUUGGCAAAUUUAACUAUGAUGUAGCUUGCGUGCUUUCUCCUGUUCUUUUAAUUAUGUGAAACUGAAGGGUUGCUUAUCUUGUUUUCCUUUUUUUUUUUAGGGUUUUUUUUUAAUGUGUAAGUAAUUUGACCAAGUUAUAAUGCAAAUUUUGUUUUAAAAACAAACCCUCCUUAAAUGGAGCUAUGAGGUGGCCAAAAUCUGAAAAACAUUAAAUCCAUUCUAGUUAUAAUAAAUUUAAUAUUUGUAAAUGUAACCUAGUUUCAGUGUGAUUUCUAGAGCUAAAAUAGUACUGAUUUAUGUGAUUGCACUGGAGGUGUAAACUUGUAUUUGUUGGUCUGCAAAAUAAUGGGAGCAUUUUUAAUUUGCCAGUUUUUCCUUUGAUUUCAGUAUGCUACAAUAUACGCUUUAGGCAAAAUCUAAAGAUUUGGGCUGGAGCGGUACUACAUGGGGUCGGGCACUUACUUGUCUGGUACGUGGCCCACCCAACUACCAUCCCUGGCAUCCCAUAUGGUCCUGAGUCCCUACAGGAGUGAUCCCUGAGUCCAGAGCCAGGAGUAAGCCCUGAUCAUAGGUGUGGUCCCAAAAGAAAACAAAAAUAUAUAAAGGUGUGAUGAUCUUUAAUAUUUAGUUGUGUGCCUUGUCUUUCUUGAUGCUGGAGAAAUAAACCAGAGUUGGGUGGUUUGGGGAGUAGACUGCUAAAAUCACUGGAUUAAACAUUGUGCUUCUCAAUGGCUAUUCAGAAGUAUCAAUAUAAAAAAAAAAGUGUUUGGCAGUUCAUUUCUUCAUUCCUGUAAGUUGGGUUUUAAUAGUUUCCCCAAUAAGGGUAUUCUGGGUGCCUUGAAGAGCGUUUUGGUUUCUUGGGGGGUACAAUGAAUAAAAUAUUAGGAUGGCCUGGA